Molecule: messenger RNA, 1051 nt
Organism: Rotaria sordida
Lineage: Eukaryota; Metazoa; Rotifera; Eurotatoria; Philodinida; Philodinidae
Source: the annotation of a GenBank genome assembly
CUAAAUUACAAUCAUUAUCUAGUCCAGAAGAAGAUGAAUUAUCAUCAAUAUCAUCUUCAAUGAAAAUGAAUGCAUCAAGUCCUCAACAACAAGCUAUUGUUCAUUCAUUUCUUGAACAAUUUGAUUAUGCUUUAUCAAUAAUGGAACGUGAAUGUUCAUAUCAUCCAACAGCUACUAAUUAUCGUAUGCUUGGUAAAUUACGUAUAAAAGCUAAACGAUUUGAUGAUGCACGAGAUGCAUUUGAAAAAUGUAUACAAGCUUGUACAAAUAGUAUUACAGAUCAAACAAUUGAACUUCAUGGUGCUUAUUUAGAUUUAAGUAAAUGUCUUAUACAACUUAAACGUUAUCCACAAGCUAUUGAACAAUUAACUAUACUUAUUAAACUUCAACAACCAAAUCAAAAUGCUGAAGCUUAUUUACAACGUGGUAUUGCAAAAAUGAGAAUGUUUACUAAAAAUACUGCUCAUGAAUUAGUAAAAUUAUCAUCAAAUAGACGACCAUUAUUAGAUAUUAAUAAAGCACUUGUAAUUCAAUCAAAUAGUGCUGAAGCAUAUCUUGCACGAGCUGCUUGGUAAGUAUCAAAGUCAUGUGAAAUUUGCUGUUUCUUUUUUUUUUUAAAUGUACUUAACAAUAGGAGAAACACUAGGAGUGAAGUAGUACAUUUUACUGCUCAAUGAAUAUCAAUGUAUAUACUCACAUAAUUCAAACUGGACAAAAAAAAACGUCGGUACACUAUUAGGUAUAACAUGCGCCACACCAGCGGUAUUUGUCGGUAUUAAGAAAAAAUCGUCGAUAGACCGACAAUCAAUUGGCGGUAGUUUGAUACAAUGAGUUUCUUAGAAAAGGAAAUAAAUUAGAAUAAGACAAAAAAAAAUUUCUUUUGCCUAUAGUCAUUGUUCUCUCUUUACUAUUUAUUUUCACGAAUUUUUAAUCUUUCAUAUGAAGAUCAAUCUUUAUAUUCUAUUACUUUAAUUAUUUAGUAUUCCUUUUAAUCUGUUGAUUUAAUAUUUUUGUUUUUAAGGUAUGCUCGUUGUGAACGUUAUUCAAAAGG